AUGGCGGUGCAGUUUGAAGCCUUCUGUGCGGGGGGCCUGGCCCCGGGCUGGAGCCUGAUGGUCCAGGGACAAGCUGACUCCAGAGAGGACAAGUUUGAGAUCAACUUCUUGUCUGAGGCGGGGGACAUCGCCUUCCACGUCAAGCCACGAUUCUCCAGUGCCACUGUGGUGGGCAAUGCCUUCGAGGGUGGCCGCUGGGGCCAGGAGGAGGUGUCCAGCAUCUUCCCACUGGCCCUGGGGGAGCCCUUUGAGAUGGAGGUGAGCUCGGACGCCGAACACUUCCACGUCUAUGCGCAGGAGCACAAGGUGCUACAGUUCCCGCACCGCCAGAGGCCACUGGCUGCCAUCACCAGGGUGCGGGUGCUGAGUGAACACCGCCUGGCCCAGGUGGAGCUGGCCAAACGGAGCCUAAGCUGGGGGUAA
Marmota monax (woodchuck) is the source of this 423-nucleotide messenger RNA. It is a transcript of the gene Grifin, whose product is annotated as galectin-related inter-fiber protein. Gene Ontology annotation, molecular function: carbohydrate binding. The record is from RefSeq and is a predicted model, not a curated record. Lineage: Eukaryota; Metazoa; Chordata; Mammalia; Rodentia; Sciuridae. Bases 1 to 423 code for a protein of 140 amino acids. The transcript has 4 exons.